This is a messenger RNA of Schistosoma haematobium, 3183 nucleotides long. RefSeq lists its product as uncharacterized. The transcript has 11 exons. The record is from RefSeq and is a predicted model, not a curated record. Bases 1 to 1749 code for a protein of 582 amino acids. Lineage: Eukaryota; Metazoa; Platyhelminthes; Trematoda; Strigeidida; Schistosomatidae. Gene Ontology annotation, cellular component: TRAPPIII protein complex.
AUGACGGUACCAGCAGAAAAUGUGAGGGAUGUACUAUCUGUUAGAGUAAUGCGACUUAAUCGUCCAACAUUUGUUAUACAACGUUGUGAACCAACUGAACUUUAUCUGGAUGAUAUAGCAGGGUGUUUAACAGCAGCUGACGCAGGUAUUCGUGGAGACCUUGAUGGUAUUGCGUUAAAUCUUUUAUCUUCUGGUAAUAUACCUCCCUCUUCAAAUUCUCAUGAAUCUCCUAACUAUGAUCAUAUAUUAAAUAAUGACAGUAAAGAUAAUUAUAAUUAUAUACAACCAAAAGUUGGUGGAUAUAGUGAACUGCUAAGUUUAACUCAUUCGUUUGGUACUAUUUAUUUGGGUGAAACAUUCUCGGCACAUAUAAAUUUACAUAAUGAAAGUAAUCAAAUUUGUUACAAUGUUGAAUUAAAAGUUGCUCUUCACAAUCGUAUCGAAUCGAUCACUUUACCGAUAUUCACUUCUUUAAGUGGUCAUUCUAAUAGUACUGUUGGUUCACGUAAUUCUUCAACAAAUUCAGAAUCAUCAAAUACUCAUACAACUCCAGGUCUGUGUAAUAAUGCUGGUGAAAUCAAUACUAAGGAUAGUAUUUUUGAUUUACAACCAGGACAAUCAUUGAAUGCGAUUAUCAGUCAUGAAUUGAAAGAAUUAGGCGUUCAUAACCUGCGAUGUACGGUCUCAUAUUUUCAAACUAGUUCUCACGGUAAAUCAGAAAGUUCAUCGCAUGUGGUAGCAUAUGAAUCUCCACGGUUAACAUCAGGUGUUUCAUCUCGUGAUACUAUUAGUAAACGUGAACCAAUUACAUUUCAACGCUUAUAUAAGUUUAUGGUCAACAAACCUUUGGAUGUUCGAAAGAAAUUUUCAAUAGUUGAUAUUGAUCAUAGUGUACUUAUGGAAACACAAAUUCAAAAUCUCACUGUAACACCAAUUAUACUUGAACGUGUUUUAUUCGAAUCAAAUCCUCAAUUCAGUGUGAUUGAUUUAAAUAAUUUACAGUUUGAUAAAAAAUCUCAUUCUAACACUCCAACGUAUUAUUUACAACCGAAUGAUGUGCAACAAUUUUUAUACCGUUUAAUACCGACAACAACCAAUUCAUCGCCUUUAUUAAAUCUAUCAUCUACCAAUUCAUCAAUACCAACUUCAACUGUGCCUGAUCCAAUUCCAGUUUCUUCCACAACUACCCGUCAAGUGUCAAUAUCAGCUGGACGUCUAGACAUUACAUGGAGAUCACUUAUGGGUGAAAGAGGACGCUUACAAACAAGUUCUUUAAAAUACGAACUUCCUACUUUUGGUGAUAUUCAGUUGAGGGUUUUAACUAUUCCAUCCACUGUGACAACAGAACAACCAUUCACAUUAAAGUUUGAAUUAACUAAUUGCAGUAAAAUGAAUUUAGACUUAAUACUUAGUUUAUGUUCAACUAAAUACAAUGAUUCUUCUUCAAUUCCAAUUCAAUCAAUCAUCAAUGAAAAUGAAAAUACCUCUAAUAAUAAUGAUAAUAAUAAUUCAAUUCAAUUAACAAAUAGUUAUUUACCAUUGAUUGUUUGGUUAAGUAAAACUAGACAAAAACUUGGCAAAUUAUUACCUGGUCAAUGUAUUCCAUUUGAAUUGAAUUUAAUGGCUACAUUACCUGGGUUACAUAUGGUUUCCGGUUUAUGCAUUCAUGACUUAACAAUGAAUCGUGAUUAUGAAUUUAACAAUUUAACCCAUGUUCUUGUUUUUACCAAUAGUGCUGUUUCAGCUUAAUUUCCCUCUUUCUCUCUCUUUCUCUCUCUUCAUAUCUUCUUCAUUGGUGAAUACUAUGCAUAAAACUAAUAUAUCAAUAAUCACUACCAUGUGUAUUACAGUUUUGGGCUUCUUUUCUUUUUUCUUCUAAAAAUAGGAAAGAAAACUAUUUUGUCUUAUCUAAUUAUCCCUUUACAAUUAAAAUAUUGUUGGGGUUUUUUUUGUUUGUUUUAUUUUUGUUUCUCUUUCACAUUUACCUUUUUCUUUCAUUUUAUGUAACAUUUGUGUUUUCUUUGUUGAAAUUAGACUUUAGAUUCAUUAUUAUCUAUAAUUUAUAAUUUCAUAUUAUGUGUAUACAGUGAUUUAUUUUGUUAUCAAUUUAAUAAACAAUGUUGUUUGUAUCUACCUACAAUUGAUAUUUGAAUAGAAUGUUGCUGGGUCUCCCCCCCUCCCUUGUUUGUUUGUUCAUUUGAUUGAUUGUUUAACAAUUAAAUCUCAUUUAUUCACUCAGUUUUUUACAUAGUACCAAUUCAUAGGUUUAACUUGAACUGUUCAGUUAUACAAAUUAUAAUGGCUUAGGUUAGGAUUUUAACCUGCAAUUUAAUGAUUUAAUGAAUACGUUAAUGCAUUUACAAUAUCCUAAAGAGUAGAUGAUGACUUAAUUGUUUUAUCAAUUGAUGGUACUACUUUACCUUAUACUACAGUAUACUGAUACUGACUUGAUAAGUGUUUCAUGUUGAUCGAUAAUUUCUUUGGAAUUGAAAACGGAACUCAAAAUAGUUUACUGAUAAUGUUAAAUCUGGAGAGACUAUAAUUUAUAGAUGAACCAAUCAAAUAUAAGAUAAGAAAUCUCGGAUUUUGGCGCGAAAUUCACCUAUCCAUUUGGCUAAAUAAAGUUUUGACAUUAUAGUUGAUGUUAGUUCGUGAUGAAAACCCGAAAUCUAAUUUCUAAGUUUGAUCAUCAACUGUAUAUUAUAACUCUAAUUGCUGACACAGGUUCAUAUCGAGAUUAGAUGGUGGUUGGAGGUAGUCUACAGGAAACCCUGGACCCGGGUUUCCUGCUAUUUGGCACUCGUCAGCAAGGUGUACCUGUAAUUUUGAGGGAACUGGUGCUCCCUGGCGGAUUCGAUCCCGUGUCACUCAGCUUCUCAGUCAGAGACGUUACCACUGAGCUAUCCAAGCCGCGACUGACCUGUAGGACUGAGAUGUAAUCACAAUUGAUUGAUCACUGGGUGGUGAUCAAUGUCAUGCGUGUCAAGUUUUUAUUUAGUGCAGAUCGAAUCUAAUCUCAAUAUAUAGUACCCGCAAUGUCGAGUCACCUAGACUGGUGGCCACAUUGCAAUUUGGUCGAUAGCAUUCGAUCUGCACUAAAUAAGGACUUCACAUGCAUGACAUUGAUCACCACUCAGUGAUCAAUCAAUCGUGACAGGUCAGUCUACCGUCGUUCAAAGUCCG